Molecule: messenger RNA, 2214 nt
Organism: Caenorhabditis briggsae
Lineage: Eukaryota; Metazoa; Nematoda; Chromadorea; Rhabditida; Rhabditidae
Exons: 9
Coding region: 1-2214 (737 amino acids)
Biological process (GO): endonucleolytic cleavage in ITS1 to separate SSU-rRNA from 5.8S rRNA and LSU-rRNA from tricistronic rRNA transcript (SSU-rRNA, 5.8S rRNA, LSU-rRNA)
Cellular component (GO): 90S preribosome; nucleolus
Source: RefSeq, a predicted model, not a curated record
AUGAACAAGAAAAAGAAGAUGUCACUUUUCGGCGACGAUGAUCCGGAAGAGGACCAAAGUAACGGUGGAUUAGGCUUUAAUAAAGGAUACGCCGAAAGAUACGACAACUGGAGACGGUUGGAAGAGAUGCAGAAAAUCAAAGACAAAUAUGGCGACGAUGAUGAUGAUUCUUCAAGUGAAUCUGAAGCCGAAUGGGGAGAAGACGCCGAAGAAGGCUUUCUUCGAACCCUCGGAGCUCUAAAAUCCGGAGAUUUGUCUGGUUUUAAAAAUGGAAAAGGGUUUUUCAAAGAAGUUAGCGAGUCGUCUGAUGGAGAGAAGACAAAGAAGGAAAAGAAAAAGGACAAAAAAAUGACUAUCCGAGAUUAUAAUCGCAAAGUCAUGCUGGAGAAGGGAGGCCACUACACGGAAGAAGACGACGAACGAUACAAGGAUGAGCAACCGCAAGCCUACUGGCAGGAGCAAGAGAAGCUCAAGAAGAAUCUCGCCGACGCCUUUAAUUUCGAAGAAGACAAUGAAGAGGAAAUCUUCACAGAACGACAGAAAACGAAAAAAGAGCUGGACGAUGAGGAUGCGGAUUUCUAUGAAUGGAUGAAGUCGGAAGACGGAAAGGCUGAUAAGAAGAAGGCCAAAGAGCUGAAACAUCUGAAAAAGUUUUGGAAGGAUGAUGAGCAGAAAUUGGAUGAUUCCGAGAAGUUUUUGAGGGAUUACAUUUUGAAUAAGUAUUAUGAGCCAGGAGAGAAGGAGGAAAAUCCCACCUAUGAAGACAUUGUGGCGUUGGAGCAAGAUGAAAAGGACCUUGAUAAGAAUCGACAGUACGAGCACAAGUACAAUUUCAGAUUUGAGGAUCCGGAUCAAGAAUUUAUCAAGCAAUAUCCACGUACAGUAGCCGAAUCGAUGCGUACCGAAGACUCGUCUCGAAAAGACAAACGACACGAGAGAGAAGAGCGAAAAAAGAAGGAGAAAGAGGAAAAGAAGCGAGAAUUGGCGGAAUUGAAGAAAAUGAAACGAUCGGAAAUUGAGCAGAAAUUGGUGAAACUUCAAAAGGCGGCUGGUGUGAAUAUCCCGUUGACACUCGAUGAGUUAAAUGCGGAUUUCGAUCCAAAGGAGUUUGAUAAGAAGAUGAGCUCGAUUUUCAACGAUGAGUACUAUGGGGUAGAGGAGAAUGUGCAAGAGGAUGAUGAUGAGAAGCCGGUUUUUAGUGAUAUGGACGACAGUGACUACGAGGACUAUGAUAAUUUGGAUGUGGAGCAGUUGAAGAAGGAAGGUGUAGAAGAGGAAGAUGAAGAAGAAGAAUCAGAUGAGGAGGAAGAGGAACAACAAGAGAAGGCUCAGACAUCCAGCUCUUCGAUGAAAAACGGAAAGUUCGAUAUGGCGGCGGCGGCGAUGAAGGCGAUGAGCAAGGAUAAGAAUGAAUCCCGCCGAAAAGGAAAACGAAACGCUCUGAAAGAGGCGCUCGCCAAGAAGAAGCCUCUCUUCAACCCGAAAGAGAAAACGUUCGAAGAAUAUUUCAACGAAUAUUACGCACUAGACUAUGAGGAUAUCAUUGGAGACACUCCGACGCGUUUCAAGUAUCGUCAAGUCGCUCCGAAUAGUUUUGGUUUGAGCACUGAGGAGAUUCUGGAGGCCGACGAACGUCAGUUGAAUGCGUGGGCUUCGCUUCAGAAGGUUGUUGGAUAUCGAACGUCACAAGAGGAGUUCUUCGAUCAGAAAGCGUAUAGGAGAAAGGCGGAAGACGUGGAGAAGAAGAAUCGGAUUCUGAAUACCGAUUUUGGUGGAAAGAAGUCGUUGAAAAGAAAGGCGGAGGAUGAGGCGAUGGCGAAGGCGUUGUUGGAGGAAGAAGCAGAAGACGUUGAAGCUGAAGGGGAGAAGAAGAAAAAGAAGAAGAAGAGAGCGAAGAAGAACACGGCAGAUAAGAAGGCGAAGUUAGCGGAGAAGGAGAAGCAAUCGGAGGUAGUAGAAGACGUGGAAGAAGAGGCGGAAGCUCCAGAGGCUCCAGAAGAAUCUGAGAUUCGAGAGGAGGAACCAGAAGACGUCGUUCAGGAGAAGAACGGAGAUUCUUCUGCUCCACCACCAAAAAAAAAGGCACGGAAGAGAUCUAAGAACAAAAACACUGCGAUCGCUGAGAAGUUUGGCGAAGGCAUGACCGACUCUCGUGUUAAGGCCUACGGACUCAAUCCGAGCCGUCUCAAAAAAGGACUCUUCUAUGGAAAAUAA